Molecule: messenger RNA, 1039 nt
Organism: Cornus florida
Lineage: Eukaryota; Viridiplantae; Streptophyta; Magnoliopsida; Cornales; Cornaceae
Exons: 2
Coding region: 219-929 (236 amino acids)
Biological process (GO): chloroplast fission
Source: RefSeq, a predicted model, not a curated record
GACCAAAAUGAUUAAUUUAUAUGAAUACCAUAACAAAAGGGCAGGCUUGCCUUCUGUUCCAAAUGGUAUCAAGAUUUCAACCACAACAAAGAUAAAGAUAAAGCUGGGAAGAUCUGAAAAAUAAUUAAAGAGUAGGAAUGAGCUAGAAAAACUAAAGCAAAAGCACAAAAGCUAUAAUAUAAGUGGCUUUUCUGAUUGGUGGGCAUUGUUUUGCUUUGAUGGAGUUGAGUACAAACCUGCAAAUUCUCACUGAGAGAGCAUGGGCUUUGCAUGACAAGAUCAGUGAUAUAAUACACCAGGACAGCAUCAGCUUCUGCACAUUGUGUUCACAGCACGGUCGCAAUUGUGAAAUUGAAGAAACCCCACAAGAGGAGAGGGAUAGAUUGAUUACCAUUAGAGAUUCACUCAAAGAUGUUGAGAACAUGCUUGUGUUUUUACAGUAUCUAUUGCAUGUACAGAAGUUGAAGUCAUGGCAGAUGAAAGAUCAGUAUGCAGCACUUGCACAUUUGGAGGAAACCAGAUUAAUCUUGAUGGAAAGGGUCACACAAUACCGGGGACGAGCACACAGCGUAAUUGAAGAGUUGAAUGCAUACUUUGGUGAUGGAAGAACUGCUUUUAAUUGGAAUUUGCAGAUGCAAAGGGAGAAAAAGAACGAUUUAUUGGGAAAUGAUAGAAUUUCUACUUCUCUUUUCAGCUGCAUUAGGAGUUUGAUCAAUCCAUGGAAUUGGCACAGCAUGGCCAGAACUGCCAUAAAGUUGAUUGUGAUUGCAAGCAUUUCCUCAACUAUUAAAUUUAAUCAAACCAGGCAAGAAAAUGGCGAAGAGCGUAGAAAAAUUAUUUCAAUUGUGGAUUCAACAAUGGGAGGAAAACAGGAUUUUUUAUUCACUGCUCCAAACAGUGCUUUAGAUGUCUCCUAUGGAAGGGGAUGAUUAGUUUACUACUUGUCUUGAGAAAUUAAAUGUCUGUCUAUGGAAGGUUUUUUCUUCUAUAUUUGUAUUUUGUACACACCACAAAUACAAGAUUUGAAAUGCUAACUAUA